AUGGCUUGUAAUGGUUCAAGUAGCGCAAUGCUUCGAAGUCAUAAAGAUAAUCUUUGCCACCCAUUGUCUUAUGAUCUUAUGGAAAAUCACAAAUUUGCGUGGCACAAUUUGAGUAUGCCGGAGCAUCUUCGAUGGUUCUGCGGCAUUCUCAAUUCCUUUGUUUUGCGUAAUGUAGAGGGAACACCAUUGAGCACUGCAGGUCCACAACUGAAGACCAAAUUAGCUUCAGAGCCAUCAAAAAUUAAUUUAGCUCAUCAAGAUAGUGUGAUUUUAAAACAGCAACAGAAUAAAGGAGAACAAUCUAGUCCGAAAGUUGGUUUGCCGGCUCCCAAUGUGGUAAACGAUGUCAAAAGUGAAAGCAAUGGCAUAGGAGUUACUCAUCAGCCUAACAAACAUCCUGCAGACAAAGAGAAAGUUGCUCCUCUUCCUGCUAACAAAAAGAAGGUCCAGAGUGAUAAAAGCUCUUCUGCUUCUGGAGGUUCAUUGGCAAAUUUGUGGGGUCGUGCAUCUGUGAAAUCCAAGUCAAAUUCUACAGCCGAAAAUAGUAAUUUGAUUCCUACGCAUACUGGAGCAAGUGCAGAGGCUCAAAUUUGUGCUAGAGAAGCAGAACCUGGUGUCAUCAGCGACGAUGAUGAUCAAGAUGUUAAUUUUAAGAGAGCUUCCGGUUCUGAAGUCACUAGGAAACGGAGGGUUGUCUUUGAUUUCUCCGAUGAAGACGAAUGUGAAGAUGCAGUCAAUUUAGCAUCACCAGAGUAUCCAAAAGGAAAAUCAUGUCAAGAGCUCAAAGAAAGUAGCAAAACUUUGGUUCCACUUAAAACCAAUUUGAACUUUGACGAGCAGGUAGAAGAUAAACCAGAGGUCAAGGAAGAGAUAUCAGUUGACGGAAAAUCUGACCCACCUUGCAGAGAAGAUUCUACUGUUGUCAGCAAGGAAAGUAAUUCUGGGAUUAUCCUGACAGAGAAAACAGACAGAUCUGUUCCUGAAAAAGAUGUGAACAAAAUGGAUAAGCUGGCCACUGCUGCUAAAACACAGAUAGAUGCUGGGAUUAUCCUAACUGAGAAAAAACGUAACUCUGUGCCUGAAAAAGAUGUGAACAAAAUGGAUAAACUGACCAACGGUGCAUCAAGAUCUCCGCAAAGAAGAAAAUUUUUGAAGACGCGGAUUGAUGAACGUGGAAGAGAAGUAACUGAGGUAAUAUGGGAGGGCAAGGAGACAGAAGCAAAGAAAGCUGACAGCAGUGCAACCAUGAAAGCUGACAGCAGUACAACAAAGAAAGCUGAUAAUACAGUUACCAGUGUUACGAACAGGCCUGCCGCAGCUCAGAAGUCAGUGGCGAACACUGGGCCGAAAAAUCAAACUGCCAAAGCAGGAGGCAAGAAAGCAGUAAACAAGGAUCCUAAGCAAGGAAAUAUUCUUUCAUUCUUCAAGAAGGUCUAAGGCGUUUUUCAAAUAUCCUUGCAGGGGAACUCUCUGAUAUAAUGCUUCUUACAAAAUCAAGGUUCCUUCGGGCAAUGAAGGUUUUUGAGUUGCUUAAAUCUUUGCUUUGCCUUGUGUCUGGAGGGGAGUCGCAGAAUUCGGGUUUAGGGUACAUUGCUCUUACAUCUUGUUAUUUUCAGAUGAUGGAGACUGGAGAGUGUUUGCUUUUCUUCUCUGCUGUUAGUUUAAGCCUUUAAGGCUCCAAAUGUAAAUGGAUAUAACGGUUCCGUCGUGUCUGGUUGCUCCUA
This is a messenger RNA of Rosa chinensis, 1724 nucleotides long. RefSeq lists its product as uncharacterized. Gene Ontology annotation, molecular function: DNA-directed DNA polymerase activity. The transcript has 6 exons. Gene Ontology annotation, cellular component: nucleus; delta DNA polymerase complex. The record is from RefSeq and is a predicted model, not a curated record. The coding region runs from base 1 to 1437 and encodes 478 amino acids. Gene Ontology annotation, biological process: DNA strand elongation involved in DNA replication; DNA replication; nucleotide-excision repair, DNA gap filling. NCBI's taxonomy places the organism in Eukaryota, Viridiplantae, Streptophyta, Magnoliopsida, Rosales, Rosaceae.